AGCGAGACAGCAGGGCAGCGAAGGGGCAGGGGCGGAUGCAGCACAAGUAGAGAAGCAAUAGAGCUUUUUGUUUUGCAGCUUGAACGAACUCGAGCCCAAACCUCCGCACGCCCCCCCCUAGUGCAGGAUAAAUGAUGAUGAUGAUGAUGCUGAAGUACAACUUCCGGAUGCGUUUAGUUUAGGUUUCAGGAUUUAGGUGGAUAUGAUCCACUUAAGUACAACUUACUCGAGUCUGGGACUUGGUCUUCUUAAACGUCGCAGUCCUUGUCAAAUCUCUUUCUAUCGGACCUGGAGAGCAGUACUUCUAUGUGGGCAAGUUUGAUGAUGAUGACGGCACCCUCCUCAACAUGCACGUUCAUGAACAAAUACUUACUUAAUUAUCUCCUUCAGGUUGAGUCCGAAAGAAGCGCGCCGCCGCGGCGGGCCAGCGUAAUAGUUCGCCAUUUGUCCACGAAAUUUGACGCAGAGGCCUUCGAAAAGGCCAUUGAAAAGUCGUUGCAGAAGCAAAGUCCGCAGCAGGCACCGGAAAGCCUAGCCUACUGCUGCACGCUGAAGGGGCCGAAAACAACUUCUAGGAAACAAGAAUCAGGGGGACAACACCUACAUCAACAACGGGAGCAGCCUUUUUCCCCUCUCGCUUCUCCUGCCGGAGCUGCGGGACUUCCCGGCUCUUACCUGCAGCCGAGGUCGAGCGUGAUUCUGCAGGUUUUGCACUUCAACCAGUGGAGCUACAAGACUUUUGGGUUUCUGCUGCAGAAACUGCACAGCUCCUUUUCCACCACCGGGUUUUUCAACACGAUCUCCGGGUACCGGCAAGUGUUUUCGGACCACCAGGGGGACUUUAUCACGAGCCUGGCGGACGCGGGCGUGAAGCGUUUAGCGGUGGAGGUGCGGGGGAACACGUACAAGCACGAUUUUUCCGCGGAAACCACACUGGAGAUGCUAUCGUAUUUAAAAACGUCCGCACCCCAGAGUUGUAAAUGCAAAUCGGCAUGCUGAAAAUGUUUCUCAUACGGAUCCCCAUGAGAAGCAUUUGCUAUUCGCGUUUUGAAAUUUGUCAUGCUCCAAUCAGCAUGAUAUCCUAGACUUGUGAUGCUGCUGAACUACCGCAAACAGCACUACACUACGAGUCCGAAUUUGUCAUGCAAAACAGCCACAAGCUUAGCUUGUGGAUUUGUCUAGCCGAUUCCCCAUCUUGACUAUGGUGUGGGGACGUUUUUACAUAGGAUAGAUGCACGCGGGCCGGAUGUACACGCCGCAAAUGCAGAACGUGAUCAACG
Molecule: messenger RNA, 1280 nt
Organism: Amoebophrya sp. A120
Lineage: Eukaryota; Dinophyceae; Syndiniales; Amoebophryaceae
Source: the annotation of a GenBank genome assembly